Molecule: messenger RNA, 1545 nt
Organism: Micromonas pusilla CCMP1545
Lineage: Eukaryota; Viridiplantae; Chlorophyta; Mamiellophyceae; Mamiellales; Mamiellaceae
Exons: 4
Coding region: 10-1491 (493 amino acids)
Biological process (GO): cilium-dependent cell motility; regulation of cilium movement; axonemal dynein complex assembly
Cellular component (GO): axoneme; axonemal dynein complex
Source: RefSeq, a predicted model, not a curated record
CGCCAGCGCAUGAUGGACGAGGCGCGACAUCACCGCGUCAACGCCCUCCGCAUUCACACGCACUGGCGACAGAUCAUGCGAGACGCCAAGGUCAAGGAGCUGCGCGACGAGAUCGAGAUCCUCAGGCGCCAGCACGAGCGCGUGAUCGACGGCAAGGACGCCGCGAUCGCGGACCUGGACCGCGAGCUCGAGGAGGCGGAGGCGCAGCGCGCGACGGCGACGCGCGCGCACGUGCAAGCGGUCGACGCGUUCAUCGGGUUGCAGCACGACCGCGUGAAAUCGCUGGAGGAUGAAUUCGCGCGUAACCUCAGGCGCGUUCUAGCGCUCACGGAGGAAUUCGACGCGGAGCGCGCGGAGAUCGUCGGCGCGCACGCGCGGCAGAGGCGCGAGAUGAUGGACCUCAUGCUCGCGAUGGACGCGUCGCACGAGGCGCACAAGCACGAGUGUCUGACGGAGUUUGAGAGCCGACGGGAAGAGCUGAAAAACUCAAACGCCGAGGAGUACAACGCGCUGAGAACCGCGCUCGAGGGGACGAUCGAGGCGCUCGAGCGGACGUUCGAGGCGGCGCACCGCGAGUACCUCUCGUCCACGGACUCGAGGACGAGCUCGUUCAAGCUGCUGACGCGGCAGGACGCCAUCAGCGCGAGGACGAUCGAGAAACGCAUGCGGAAGUUGAUUCGCCUGCAAGACGCCGUCGCCAAGUGGCGGACGAAGAUCAAAGCUAACGCGGAGGAGUGGGAGGCGAGGAACAAAGCGCUGCGGCACGAGAAGGACAUCAUGUCGAAGCACUACCAGGACCUGAACCGCGCGAUGAAGAGGCUGCGGGAUAAGGAGCACAAGAAGCUUCAGGCGCUCAUCAUGAACAGCGACAAGGCGUCCAAGGCGUUGGACGAGAAGCUCGCCAAGGGUGAGAAACUCCUGAAGCUCGCGGAGCUGUCGCGGAAGAUGGAGACGGAAAACGAGAAGGUGGCGCCGUUCGCGCGCGCGUCCGGGCUGAUGAGCGACGCCGAGAUAACGCGGAUCCUGAGCGACCCGCGCGCGACGGACGGCGAGCGCGCGAUCGCGGCGGCGACGGCGAACGCGAAGAAGAAACGCGACGCGUACAACAAGGUGUACCUGGACGAGCGCGCGGUCGCGAAGGAGCGCGCGCGGCUGGAGCAGGAGAACGACGACCUGCGGACGCUCCUGAAGCAGUACCUGGACGGCGUCACCGUGGACGAGGGGGUGAUGGACGAUCCGUACAACUCGUUGUGCGUCGUGAACGAUCGGUUGCAACGGAGGACCGCGGCGGCGGCGGCGGGCGGCGCGGGCGCGGGCGGGGACGGCGACGGCGGUGGGUGGGCGUCGCGCGCCGGGACUACGCGGCCCGCGCCGGCGAGGGCGACGGUCAAGGGGGCGCGGUGGCGGCCGGAGCGCACGGGUGGACGCGGCGGCGACGACGACGCGGCGGCGGCGGCGGAGCCGCGGUUCGAGUACGUCAACGCGAACUGAGUUAGUCGUUCGUUUAGUCUCACGAUAAUGAUACGCUACCUAAACGUUAAGUUC